AUGUCUGGAGGGGCACGAUGGGACCGGUCUCGAUGGACCACCAAUCCCUUCUAUGCCCUCGUUAUCUUCAUCAUCGCCUGUGGCAGUAUCCCUAAAGGUUAUGACGAAGGUGGCUACAGCGCCAGCGUCAAGCUGGACUCGUUUAAAACCGACUUCAACCUGAUCUCUUCCAACUGGACAAAUGAUCCGACCGGGUUAACCAACCGCAAGGCCAACAUCACCUCCUUUAAUGUAUUGGGGGCGGCCUUCGGCGCCUUGUUUGCUCUGGACUUGAACGACCGUUUCGGCCGCCUGCAGUCCUGGCGCUUGUCUUGCCUGGUGUGGGCCUCUGGCAUGCUCAUCCAGGUCUUCUCCUCCGGCAUAUAUGGACUGUUGUUAUUUGCAAGGAUCUGGAGCGGACUAGGAGCCGGGGCCCUGACCGUCGUUACACCGUUGUAUCUAUCGGAGAUUGCACCCGCCAGGACUAGGGGCUUGGUAGUUAGUGUGUAUAUGGUCAUUCUGUUGGCUAUUUUAGCUCUAGGGUUCUUCAUCAACUAUGGGGCAAGCCGGCAUAUGGCUCCCACCCGGACUCAAUACCGACUGGUGCAAGCUAUCCCCCUAAUCCCUGUGGGCCUCGCCUUUUUCGCCUCUUUCAUCGUUCCCGAAACACCCCGCUACCUCGUUUCGAAACAACGCCACGAAGAAGGACGGGCGGUGCUCGCUCGUCUCCGUGGCAAGGACAUCUCCGAUCCAGAAAUCGAAAAUGAAUUCGACGCCAUAGACGCACAGGUGCGCACCAAGGCUACGGACCUGGCAUCCGUCUCGCACUGGACCGCCUUCAAGGAGACCCAGCUCAACCCGAACUACCGCCAACGCUUCUGGCUCCUCAUGGCGAUGCAGACCAUCGCACAGUGGACCGGCGGCAACGGCAUCACCUACUACGUUUCGAAUAUUUUCGAAUAUGCCGGCGUCACGGGGAAUGACACUUCGCUGAUCUCCUCUGGCGCGUACGGCAUCGUCAAGCUCGUCUUCACCAUGGCUUUCACCUGGGGCUUGAUCGAUCUCCUGGGCCGCCGUCGCUGCGCACUGACGGGGCUUUGUCUGCAACUCGCCGCCCACAUCUACAUGGGAAUCUACAUGGGCCUGCAGCCCGGAUCAAGCAACAACAAGUCUGCCUCCGACGCCGCCAUCGCCUCCGUCUUCGUCUACGCCGUCGGCUGGUCCGUCGGUCUCUGCACCAUCCCCUACCUUUACGGCACGGAGAUCUUUCCCACGCGCAUCCGCAACGUCAGCUACGCGCUCAGCAUGUCCCUGCACUGGUUCUUCCAGUUUGCCGUGGUGCGCGUCACGCCCAACAUGUUCGACUCCCUGCACGUCUGGGGUGCCUACCUCUUCUGGGCCAUCAUCUGUACUCUAGGCCUGGUUAUCCUGGGCGUCUGGAUGCCCGAGACCAAGGGCGUUCCCAUCGAACGUAUGGGCGACCUCUUCGAUGGACCCUGGUAUCUUCGCUGGAAGGCGCGGCCCCAUGCCGAUUCUUCUCCCGUUACCUCGUCUCACUCGGCGGGUGUGCAGUCCCAAUUUGAGACCCAUUUUGAUACCAAACCGGCAGAUACGCAGAAGACGGCGUAUCAGUCCUAA
Messenger RNA from Aspergillus steynii IBT 23096, 1617 nucleotides. Its product is annotated as putative MFS quinate transporter. The record is from RefSeq and is a predicted model, not a curated record. Gene Ontology annotation, cellular component: membrane. The transcript is spliced from 4 exons. NCBI's taxonomy places the organism in Eukaryota, Fungi, Ascomycota, Eurotiomycetes, Eurotiales, Aspergillaceae. Gene Ontology annotation, molecular function: carbohydrate:proton symporter activity. Bases 1 to 1617 code for a protein of 538 amino acids. Gene Ontology annotation, biological process: transmembrane transport; carbohydrate transport.